Molecule: messenger RNA, 1043 nt
Organism: Cuscuta europaea
Lineage: Eukaryota; Viridiplantae; Streptophyta; Magnoliopsida; Solanales; Convolvulaceae
Source: the annotation of a GenBank genome assembly
CUCAUUUGUAGGAACUCAAAGGAGAGGCUCAAACCUCCGCUAUCGGUGUGGGAAAUAUUUUUCUUUAAUAAGUUUCAUUCUCCUCUGAGUCAGUCAGUUCAGCUCUCUUCCUCCGAUCCUCCUCCCUAGCUCUGCUCCACAAGCUGGCCGGACCGCCAUAAACAGACUCUGCAAACCUAACUCCUCAAACAUCGAAAAGAUCACUCUCUCUCUCUCUCUUCCCAUCCAUCGUUCCCCUUGCUGGCUUAGCUGGGCGAUCGAAGCAGAUCUGGCUCAUGAACCGGGCGAAGUCCGACAAUUAACAUAGGGUUUCCCUCAUCGCUUCGGAGCGGUGAAGGGAUUAGGUUCGUGGUGGCGGCGAUCCUAACAAGUCUAGGUUUUCGGCGGACGGCGCUAUAGCUUUAUUUUUUAGCGCUUCAGUGUCCCAGAGUUUUGCUAGUUUUCCUCAUCUGGAGCACAUGGGAGAUGAUAGGGAUCUGGAGACUGUUCGCGUUUGGACUGGUUGUGCUCGUGCGGUAUGUUGGUCAAGAGAUGGAGGCGAAUCACGGACAGAUCAGGGUGUUGAAGGAAGAAGAUGAAGCGAUGAAGAUCUGGCCCCCUUCUGAACCGCCGCCAUGCUGGAAAUGGGUGAUUAGGGGUCGGAACACCGCGCUGGAAGAUUGGUUUCAGCGGCUCAAUAAGUUAAUCCUGCUUAAAUUCAUUGUCCCGAUUUUUAAUUUGUUUUCGAAGAAAUUCGUUGCUAUCAUUUUGCUUUUGGUAUUUGAUCAUGGUAAUAAGUUUUUUACAUUGAUCGAGGGCUCGGCUAAAUUUGAUAUUGUUAGUGGGGGGUGGAUCGGAUCUAUUUAUUCAGUAAUAGUUGCAUUAAGCCCGUCUGGUGGUUAGUGCUCCUUUAGAGGUGAUCGUCUCUAUGUCUAAUCGUAGGGCUAAAAGUAGUAGUUGGUAGGUGAAUGUUUUUGUCAGUUCUGGCCAUUUUGAGAUUGUUGUAACGAUCCUGAUUCUAAUGAUAUCAAUAUAGUCGUUUUCAUUUCAAAAAAACUCCGACA